Molecule: messenger RNA, 739 nt
Organism: Penicillium hordei
Lineage: Eukaryota; Fungi; Ascomycota; Eurotiomycetes; Eurotiales; Aspergillaceae
Gene: his3
Product: imidazoleglycerol-phosphate dehydratase HIS3
Exons: 2
Coding region: 5-739 (244 amino acids)
Biological process (GO): L-histidine biosynthetic process
Molecular function (GO): imidazoleglycerol-phosphate dehydratase activity
Source: RefSeq, a predicted model, not a curated record
CACAAUGUCUCUCACCGCACGCACAGCGACCAUCUCCCGAGCGACCAACGAGACCAAAAUCCAAAUCUCCCUCUCCCUUGACGGCGGCGUCCUCCCACCCUACGAACCCUCAACCCACUUCCCCGCCCCAACAGACCCAAAAGAAGCCGAAGCCUCCAAGAAAGGCAUUGUGCCACCCAAGGAAGCCAGCCAUGCGACCCAAUUCACCCCGACGCAGCAAAUCACCAUCAGCACCGGUAUCGGAUUCCUAGACCACAUGCUGCAUGCGCUCGCCAAGCACGGCGGGAUGAGUCUUGCGGUUCGCGCGAAGGGUGAUUUGUACAUCGACGACCACCACACAACAGAAGACACCUUCCUCGCACUCGGCGAAGCCUUCACACUAGCCCUGGGCGCACGACAAUCGCUGGAGCGCUUCGGUCGCGGCGAUGCGCCUCUCGACGAGGCCCUCUCAUGGGCCGUGAUUGACCUGUCCAGCCGGCCUUGGGCUGUUAUCAACCUUGGCUUCAAACGCGAGAAGAUCGGCGACUUGAGCACUGAGAUGAUCACGCAUGGAUUGCAGAGCUUUGCGCAGGCUGCGGGCGUUACGUUGCAUGUUGGUUGCACUUAUGGUGAUAAUGACCACCACCGUGCGGAGAGUGCGUUUAAGGCGCUUGCUGUUGCUAUUCGCAAUGCUUGUAAGCGGAGGGUUGCGGGUGAUGUUGGUGCUGGGGAUGUUGUCAGUACGAAGGGUGUUUUGUAA